Molecule: messenger RNA, 1083 nt
Organism: Phaeoacremonium minimum UCRPA7
Lineage: Eukaryota; Fungi; Ascomycota; Sordariomycetes; Togniniales; Togniniaceae
Product: putative formyl-coenzyme a transferase protein
Exons: 3
Coding region: 1-1083 (360 amino acids)
Molecular function (GO): catalytic activity
Source: RefSeq, a predicted model, not a curated record
AUGCAAGGGGAAGGCCCAACUUGGAAGAAGGACGCCGGCCCAAUUUCCAACUACUUCUCUUCGGUGAAUCGUAACAAGAAGUCGGUUACGCUAGAUAUCAAGAAGCCUAAAGGCAAAGAAAUCCUCAAGGCACUCGCAAAGAAAGCAGACAUACUGACUGAUUCAAGUGUCGAGAAUUUCAAGCCGGGAACUAUGGACCGUUUAGGCCUUGGUUAUAACUGCCUAAAAGAGCUGAAUCCGGGGCUCAUAUAUGCGAGCAUUUCCGGAUACGGAACCAGCGGACCCUACGCGAAAAGAGGAGGUUACGAUCCCAUUGCCGGUGCAGAAGCUGGCCUGCUUCACGUGACAGGCGAACGGAAUGGUCCCCCCGUACGACCCGGCAUCGGAAUGGUGGACAUGUCGACAGGUCUAUACCUUCACGGAGCUAUUCUGGCUGCAUUACAUGCUCGCAGUCGCAGAGGAGUUGGCCAGCGGGUAGACGCAUCUUUGUUCGAGACACAAGUCAGCCUAUUGACCAACGUUGGUCUAGCAUGGCUCAAUCUAGGCAUUGAAGCCCAACGCUGGGGCUGUCAACACCCAAGUAUUGCGCCGUACGAUGCGUUCAAGACAAAGGACAGGUAUCUGGUGUGUGGAGCCACCAACGAUGCUCAGUUUGCAGGCCUUUGUAAGCUUCUAGGCUUGGAAGCUCUUAUCACGGAUGAACGCUUUGCAACCAACCCAAAACGAGUUGAGAAUCGGGAGCUUCUUGGUCCAAUAUUCAACGCAGCUUUCAGCAAAAAGACGGCGGAUGAAUGGACUGAGCUGUUUGAGCAGACUAGUCUACCAUUUGGUCCGAUCAACAAUAUGCAGAGCACAUUUGCUCACCCACAGACUCAGGCACGGGGCAUGAUCGCCGAGAUGGAAACGGACACUGCCGAGUCGGGCCAGAUUCGAGUCAUUGGACCAGCUGUCAAGUUUAGCAAGACAGUGACGAGCCUGAGAAGCCCCCCUCCUAGGCUGGGACAACAUACGGCCGAGGUGCUGGCCGGUAUCGGCAUCGAUGCCCAGGGAGUAGAUGAGCUCAGACAAAACGGUGUGGUAUAA